Molecule: messenger RNA, 2217 nt
Organism: Anguilla rostrata (American eel)
Lineage: Eukaryota; Metazoa; Chordata; Actinopteri; Anguilliformes; Anguillidae
Gene: srp54
Product: signal recognition particle 54
Exons: 17
Coding region: 317-1831 (504 amino acids)
Biological process (GO): SRP-dependent cotranslational protein targeting to membrane; SRP-dependent cotranslational protein targeting to membrane, translocation
Cellular component (GO): cytosol; signal recognition particle, endoplasmic reticulum targeting
Molecular function (GO): 7S RNA binding; GTPase activity; endoplasmic reticulum signal sequence receptor activity
Source: RefSeq, a predicted model, not a curated record
GCAUUACUCCGCCGGAAGUACAAAGUAGUUGGUUCCUGGGACAUUUCUAGGUUUUGGUGACGUUCACUAAUGUGAUAUUUUGAAGAGGCUAGCGAAAGUCUGAAGUAUUGCUAACAAGCUCCUUGAAGCUAACCACGGGACGGGGGACGCCACCAGUGUGCAGGCGACGCGCGUUGAUACUCCGUGUUUCUUUUCAUCUCAUUGUCUGUAUGGACUGAGGUCAGAGAUUAUCCUUGCAGUCGUUGCCACAAAGGCCACACGGUCCCAAGUUGAUUGACUGGUACGUGAAAUUACAGGUGUUGAAGAGGAAGUCAAGAUGGUUUUAGCCGACUUGGGAAGAAAAAUAACCUCGGCGUUGCGAUCGCUGAGCAACGCCACCAUCAUCAAUGAAGAGGUUUUAAAUGCUAUGCUGAAGGAGGUGUGUGCUGCUUUGCUGGAAGCUGAUGUGAACAUCAAACUGGUGAAGCAGCUCCGAGAAAAUGUCAAGGCAGCCAUUGACCUGGAAGAGAUGGCCUCUGGCCUGAAUAAGAGGAGAAUGAUCCAGCACGCUGUCUUCAAGGAGCUGGUCAAGCUGGUAGAUCCAGGAGUCAAGGCUUGGACGCCCACCAAAGGAAAGAAUAACGUCAUCAUGUUUGUGGGGCUUCAAGGCAGUGGGAAAACCACAACCUGUUCAAAGCUGGCAUACUACUACCAAAGAAAAGGCUGGAAGACAUGUUUAAUAUGUGCAGACACAUUCAGAGCUGGUGCCUUUGAUCAGCUGAAGCAAAAUGCUACAAAAGCCAGAAUUCCCUUCUAUGGGAGCUACACAGAGAUGGACCCUGUCAUCAUAGCUGCAGAAGGUGUCGAAAAAUUCAAAAACGAAAACUUUGAAAUAAUCAUUGUUGACACCAGCGGUCGACACAAACAGGAGGACUCCCUCUUUGAGGAGAUGCUCCAGGUUUCAAAUGCUGUGCAACCAGACAACAUUGUGUACGUAAUGGACGCCUCCAUUGGUCAAGCUUGCGAAUCCCAGGCCAAAGCUUUCAAAGACAAGGUGGACGUGGCGUCUGUGAUCAUCACAAAGUUGGACGGUCAUGCCAAGGGUGGCGGUGCCCUUAGUGCAGUUGCUGCCACCAAGAGUCCCAUCAUAUUCAUUGGUACUGGAGAACACAUUGAUGACUUUGAGCCCUUCAAGACACAGCCCUUCAUUAGCAAGCUGCUGGGCAUGGGAGACAUUGAAGGUUUGAUUGACAAGGUGAACGAGCUCAAACUGGAUGACAACGAAGAGCUGAUUGACAAGCUAAAACAUGGCCAGUUCACCCUGAGAGACAUGUAUGAACAGUUCCAGAACAUCAUGAAGAUGGGCCCUUUCAGCCAGAUAAUGGGGAUGAUCCCAGGCUUUGGGACAGACUUCAUGAGCAAAGGAAAUGAGCAGGAGUCCAUGGCAAGGCUUAAGAAGCUCAUGACCAUCAUGGACAGCAUGAACGACCAAGAACUGGACAACAAAGAUGGCGCUAAGCUUUUUAGCAAACAACCCAACAGAAUCCAGAGAGUGGCCCGAGGGUCGGGGGUCGCGACCAGGGAUGUACAAGAGCUGCUGACUCAGUACACCAAAUUCGCCCAGAUGGUGAAGAAGAUGGGCGGCAUCAAGGGCCUGUUCAAAGGUGGAGACAUGUCCAAGAACGUCAACCCCUCUCAGAUGGCGAAGCUGAAUCAGCAGAUGGCUAAGAUGAUGGAUCCAAGGGUUCUUCACCAUAUGGGUGGCAUGGCUGGACUCCAGUCUAUGAUGAGGCAGUUCCAACAAGGGGCGGCCGGCAACAUGAAGGGAAUGAUGGGAUUCAAUAACAUGUGAACAUCUGAGCCUUAACAAAAACCCAAUUUAUUUAAACCAUUUUAUUUUAGCAGCCAGGAGAGGGAUACAAAAUCCAAAAUUAUUAUUUUGUUUCUAUUAUAUAAUUUCCUUCCCCUUUUCUUUGUGAUUAAAAAAAGAAUGUGCAAACUAACGCGUUAGGAGAUAAACUCUAGUGAUUUUACAGAAACUUGUGGAGGCAGUGAGAUUCGGGAUCCGGUAAUGGAGGAUCGUGUUUAAUGUUUUCGACUUUGAGCGUUGCAAUUAAGACUGGAUCAAAUUGAAAGGGCGAGAGGGAGUAGUGCGAAGUACAUCUAAUGAGAAUUUAGUUUCUGGCAGUAUUUUGUCAUGAAAUGUUAUAUAAUAAAAUUUGUAUGGCAACGUUUUAA